CUGCAGAGCUGAAGUGUUAUACAUCUCGCGUGCAAUUCUUGUGGUAUGUUCACUGAACAACAUACAGAAGUAUCUCCGCUCGGUCUUUACCCGUUUACAAAGCUCUUCCAGUUGUUAUAUAAAGCGCGACAAUACUUAAACUUUACAUUGUACUCCGAGUAAAGUUUACGCGCCAGUGUAGAUGGAUCUAUUGAAUUAACUUUUACCGAAAUAGAAUAAGGUCUCACUUUACUUCAUUUUCAGAAAUAUGGAUCGUGUUAUUGUAGUACUUUAUUUGGUUGCAAGUAUUCAGAAUGUUUUUUCGCUAAAUCGAGGAUCUAUAAAUUAUGAAGAUGCAUCAUUCUGGUCAAAAGAAGGUCAAAAAUAUCUGGAAAAAAUGUUGGAAGUGAACAACAUCGAGCAACGAGCUAAAAAUGUUAUUAUUUUUAUUGGAGACGGAAUGGGAUUAGCAUCAGUAACAGCCGGACGAAUUUUCACCGGACAACAAAAAGGACUCAGCGGCGAAGAAUAUAAACUAAAUUUUGAAGAAUUUCCCAACACUGGAUUUUCAAAAACGUACAAUGUAGACAGACAGGUGCCCGACUCAGCCGGAACUGCGACAGCAAUAUUUUCCGGAGUAAAAAGCAGAUAUAAGGUCAUCGGAUUAGACCCAAAGGCCUUGUAUAACAUUUGCGAGCCGUCAAUGAACGACGAGAGGAAACUUAGGACCGUCGCGGACUGGGCGCAAGACACCGGAAUGGAUACAGGUUUUGUUACGACGACAAGAAUCACUCACGCUACUCCAGCUUCACUUUACGCUCAUGUGAAUAAUCGAGACUGGGAAUGUGAUAGCGCCAUUCCUACAAUAUAUAAAGAUUGUACCAAAGAUAUCGCACGACAACUUAUCGAAGAUGCGCCUGGUAAUAAAUUUAAGGUAAUUUUGGGAGGAGGUGGCCAAAAUAUGGGAACCCCAAUGCCAGAUUCGAUUGACCAAGAGAGUUGUACGAGAAAAGACGGAAAGGAUUUAACGCAAAUAUGGAAGAAGUUCAACCCAGGAGGCAAAGUUGUAAAAAAUACCGCCGAUUUAAUGUCAGUGGAUAUUAACAACAUUACUAAAUUACUUGGAGUUUUUUCUAAUAGCCACAUGCCUUACCAUGGAGUAAGGACAGAUGAAACUCCAACUCUAGCAAAUAUGACAACGCAAGCUAUUAAAAUCCUGAAGAAAAAUAAAAACGGAUUUUUGUUAAUGGUCGAAAGUGGAAGAAUAGAUACUGCUCACCAUAAAAACUACGCUCAAUUAGCAUUACGUGAAGUGACUGCUCUAGAAGAAGCCGUAAAUGUCGCAUUAAAAUUAACCAAAGUUGAAGAAACGCUUAUAAUUGUAACUGCAGACCAUUCUCAUGCAUUUACAAUGAAUGGAUAUCCAAUGCGAGGGGAUGACAUCCUCGGAUUCGCUCAUAAUCGUAAUGAGUCAGGUGCAGCAGCCUAUGAAACGUUAACGUACGCCAACGGGCCCGGUUUUGCUUACCACAGAAAUAAUGACACUAAUUCAAGUCAAACUUGGAUUUCUGUUGAAUUGGAUCCUAAUAGAGAAUUGCCAUUUUAUCAGCAUAUGGCUGGAAUGUACUUGAAGGAUGAAACACAUGGGGGUGAAGAUGUGGGAGUAUAUUCUACUGGUCCAUACUCUCACCUUUUGCGAGGAACAUUUGAACAGAAUUACAUUGCUCAUGUGGUAGCAUACGCGGCUUGUUUAAAGGACUGGCCGUCACAUUGUAAUGAUCAAUACAAAAAGUAUUAUUACGAUACCUCUGACGCAUCAUUAAGUACCGUGUCUCUAUCAUCUCUCAUCUUAGCGACUACUGUUUUAAUUUUACAACUUUUCACUUGAGGUAGUUGUUUUUUAAACAAACUAGUGCAAUUCCUCUAAAUAUUAAUUAUAAUGUAAAGACACUGCCACGAGACAGUGUUUUCUAAAAUAUUUAUUAGACAAGUUUUUUUUUUUAAUAAAUGAUUCAUUAUAUAAUAAAUAUUGAAUAUUGACAUUGCAGGUCAAUGCAAAAUAUUGAGAUUUUUAAAUAAAUUUAUUAAAGAUAACUGUUUAUUAUUUUUAAAUUGAAGCAAAUUAAAAUAUUUGUUAUUUUUAAUAAAAAUGAAACGAAAAAAUGUGUUGUAUUUAUGUGAGCAAAAAUAACGAAAGAAUUAUGUAUGAUUAUGUGUGUGAAAAAGCUAAUUGAUUUUUAUAAGAUUUUAUAAUUUAUAUUUAACAUAAAAUAUAUUAAGUUACAGAUUAUUAAAA
Molecule: messenger RNA, 2275 nt
Organism: Cotesia glomerata
Lineage: Eukaryota; Metazoa; Arthropoda; Insecta; Hymenoptera; Braconidae
Gene: Alp4
Product: alkaline phosphatase 4
Exons: 8
Coding region: 248-1867 (539 amino acids)
Biological process (GO): dephosphorylation
Molecular function (GO): alkaline phosphatase activity
Source: RefSeq, a predicted model, not a curated record